UAUGGGUAAUGCAGCAAUGAUCUGUUUGGUGUUUCAGACAAACACCUCAGACACGUUUGUCUAUAUCUGAGACCUAUAAUAUAUUGAUGAAAAACAGUAUAAUAGGGGACCUUUUCAGAUAUUGUUUAUUUCUAGGUAACAACUUCUAUGGGUCAGAGAUGUGCGAGGUCCUGCAGGAAGUGAAGGACAGCACCGAGAGGACGGCUUAUAUCCUGAUGGAUAAGAUUCACCCCGCCCCCGUCCAGAACGUCCUGCUGAGACGAGACGCUCCUCUCCAGAUCAGCACCUGUCUCAGUGAGCUGGGAGUGUUCGGAACAUACGUCAGAAAAGGUGAAGACAUGGUGCUGAAUGAGUGUGUGGGCCACCUGCUGAGGACUAAGAGCUCAGAGCACUCUGACGGGGGCGUGGCAUCGGGGGUGGCGGUGCUGGACAACCCCCUCCUCUUCUGAGAGUCUACACCCCUCCCUGCUGCUUCAGACAAAAUAAAUGGACAAAGAUCAAGUCAAGGACACGCAUCUGAUUCACACUUUCACAUGAACUAGCCUUUCCUCUCAGUGUGGAUGAAGAAUGAACUGCUGUAAGAGGGGGUCCGCACUAAUGUAUUUGUUUUAUUUCAUGAGAUUUGGCUGAAGUACAAAUGUGAGCGGUUCCAGAAGAACUUUAUAAGGACCAAGUUUUUAUCAGUUUUUGAUAUCAUGAUUUCUUUUAACGUAAAGUGCUGCUAUCAAAAACACACUCAUGCAACCAGUGUGCCUAGAUUAAGCGACCUUGAGUCAGAGAAAAGCGCUAUAUAAAUAAAAUUGAUUAUUAUUACGAAAGGUUUCUCUAAUGUCCUUGGGACAAAAAACUGAUGUAAUAUAAUAUAUCAUUAUAGUCCUCUUUCAUGGAGUUGAAUCUUCAAACCCACAUCACUACUGUCAUUUUCCAGAAUUGUAACCCAUUAAAUGCACACUUGUAUACAUCCUGUAACUGUUGUUUUAAAGACACACACUCAAUUAUUUGUACUUAAUACUAUCAUUUUUGAAUCAGUCUGGAAGCCCUGUAUUUAUAAAGUAUGCACAAUU
Notothenia coriiceps (black rockcod) is the source of this 1064-nucleotide messenger RNA. RefSeq names its product glutathione synthetase-like. Gene Ontology annotation, molecular function: glutathione synthase activity; ATP binding; glutathione binding. Lineage: Eukaryota; Metazoa; Chordata; Actinopteri; Perciformes; Nototheniidae. The record is from RefSeq and is a predicted model, not a curated record. The transcript is spliced from 2 exons. Gene Ontology annotation, biological process: glutathione biosynthetic process. Bases 87 to 449 code for a protein of 120 amino acids. Gene Ontology annotation, cellular component: cytosol.